Messenger RNA from Lachancea fermentati, 1311 nucleotides. Lineage: Eukaryota; Fungi; Ascomycota; Saccharomycetes; Saccharomycetales; Saccharomycetaceae. The record is from the annotation of a GenBank genome assembly.
AUGAACUUUCUAUCCAGAAUCUUCAGAGUUGGCCAGAAAACAAGGUCAAACCUUGCAGAGGAGCUAGACUACGCCAAAUGGACCAAAGAACAACUAAUCGAAAGAGUACUUGAACUAGAAAAUAAAAAGAAGAGACACAUCGAAGAAGAAAGUGAGCAAUCUGACCAGCAAUCAAAAAAGCAUAAAGCGGCGUCUCCUGAUAUCUCUAAAAAGAAAAUUAAGCAGCAGAGACCGUUUGAUUUUUCUAGAUUCAACACAAGAUUCAUCGCUUUAAGGUUUGCUUACUUAGGAUGGAACUAUAACGGUCUAGCCAUACAAAAAGAACCAACUCCACUUCCAACAGUUGAGGGGACUAUUCUUGAGGCAAUGAACAAAGCAAAAUUAGUUCCAUCAAUGGUCCCUCAAGAGUACAACUUCAGUAGAUGCGGAAGAACCGAUAAAGGUGUUAGUGCAAUGAACCAAGUGAUAUCACUACGUGUCAGAUCAAACUUAACAGACGAUGAACAGAUUGAUCCUACCAACGACCAUAAAGAGAUUCCAUACAUAAACAUCUUGAAUCAAUUACUUCCUGACGAUAUCAGGGUAUCUGCAGUUUGCUUACGCCCCCCCAAAAACUUUGAUGCGAGAUUCAGCUGCAAACACCGUCACUACAAGUAUUUGUUCAAUAAAAGUGGCCUUGACAUCGAUGUAAUGAGAGAGGCUGCAAAGCUUUAUGAGGGCGAACAUGAUUUUAGAAACUUUUGCAAGCUCGAUGGCUCUAAACAAAUAACGAACUAUAAGAGGACAAUCAUGAAAGCCCAAAUUCUGCAUGUGGAUGGUGAUAUAUAUUGCUUUGACCUGAUUGGUUCCGCAUUUCUAUGGCAUCAAGUCCGCUGUAUGAUGGCCAUUCUCUUUUUGAUUGGCCAAAAACUUGAAAGCCCAUCAUUAAUAGAAGAUCUCGUCCAUAUUGGAAAGACUAAGCAGAAACCUAUCUACGAUAUGGCUAGUGAUAUACCCUUGAUUCUGUACGACUGCCAGUUUCCCGACAUGGAAUGGUCUCAUCUAGGUGAAAACGAUUUCAAAUCAGUCAACCCAUGCAGAAGAUCAAAUGCGAUGGUUCUUGGUUAUCAACUAAAGGCAACAAUUUCUCGUAUUUUUGAAGAAACAGCUAUUGGUAAUAUAGGUGAAAUGAGUGGCAGAACAAUUAUUAAUACUGGUGAUGGUAAGGGGAAAGUUGUUGUGAAGUAUCAAAAAAUGCAGGAUCGGAACGUAAUGGACUCUGUGGAGUCAGUCAAUCAAAAAUAUAGAAACCGUAAAGCAAGACGUAAGUAA